Molecule: messenger RNA, 810 nt
Organism: Pieris macdunnoughi
Lineage: Eukaryota; Metazoa; Arthropoda; Insecta; Lepidoptera; Pieridae
Source: the annotation of a GenBank genome assembly
AUGGAUGACUGUAGCUCGGAAUCGAGCAUAUCUGGGGUGGCUAAGACCCGUAAACGGUCUUUCUUCAAGGAGCCUCUUGAUGUCGGCGGUAUAUCUGCUUCUGAUACUGAGACAGAACAAUCGGUUUCAAGGAGGGAAACUGUGAAGAAAAAGCCGAGUUCUCAUUGUGUUGGUAUUGGAAAAGCCAGGAAAGCAUUUAAAGAGGCUAAAGAAGAAGCGGCGGAAGUUGCCUUUGAGAGGCACUUACGGAGUAAGUCUUUUCGCAAGGAAGCCGGAAAAAAGUCUGUGAUUAAACCGUCAUUUCUUCUUGAUGAAGAUAUUGAAUCUCUGGGCGCAGUAGAUAUACGACAGAGAGCGGAGAUAAGAACAGCUAAGCUUCUGGAGUUUGCUAAAAAUCCAGGGAGUCUUACUGAACCUCAUUCUGACGAACUGCAAAAGGCGGCAGAAGACUUGCAGGAGAUAAUUAAAUGUUUAACGUCUCGUUCAGUGGCAGAGGAGACUCGCCGCCUGCAAGCGGAUAACAAACGUCUGCGAAACCAUGUUGCUGAUCUGGAAGGAUCUUUAAAGGCACUGCGAAGGGAGUUCUCUGAAAGAUCAGCUCCUUUUUCCGAAGUUAACCCCUCACAAGACCCAAAUUUUUUGAAGACGAUAAUAAAUGAGAUACAAGGUGAGGUCAUGCGCUCGGUGGGUGCAAUGAUCGAUGCCAAAUUGGCGGGAAUGGAGGACCGCUUAUUACCAGCAAGUAUUAUUCGUCCCCCUUGCGGCUUCAAAAGAAAGAGAACACGCGAGACCUGUGGGGUCUUCCAUUAA